AUGCCGCUGGGGAAGGGCCCCUCAAAGUCUUUGCUUGCCGAGACGCUUCGCGCCGUUGCUGCAAGCAAUGCCAAUAGCAUUGUCCUCUACGCCAAGCAGAACCCGGAUGUUCAGCGCUUGGUUUCGGGUUAUGAAACUUGGGAGCGAACGCUUCGUAAUGAGGCGAGGCAGAGGGUAGGCUCGUUCAAGCCGCCGGAGACACUGCUUACAGCUCAGUCACCGGGGUUGUCUGAAGAUUGGGACCUGCUGCGCCGCGUCAACUCGAAUAAUGCUCUGGCCUUGUCUACUUUCAUGAAGCGGUCCUUCCCUCGCGUGCCCACGGCUCCCUCGCUGCAAGAACUUUCCGAUUCCUGGGUUGCCAACGAGGCCGUGGCCAAGAAUUUGGAAGCUGUAGCCCAGACCAUCAUCUCGCGGUCAAGGCUCGCGUUGCAGUCCGCGCACCUCAGCAUCCAGCAGACGGCUGCAAACUGCCAGCAGAAUUUCCAAAUGCUGGCUGCGAACACCAGCGGCGACGCCUCGGGAUCUGGGUCAGAAGUCGCCAUCGGCCCCUGGGCCAUCUUCCCUCGCUACCUCCGCGCGCGAGAAGCGGAGCUGGCAGCAGCUGAAGGCCUGGACGGCGCGGCGGCGACGCCCUCUCCAGCGGAGUGGUAUGCGCCCUUCGAGAAGUACAUCGAGGGGCUGGAGCACAACCGCCGAUUAGCUCUGUUGCGCGGCUCCUCGCUACGGGAGACGGGCCGUCAGGUGGCUAUCGUGACGACCGCCAGUCUGCCGUGGCUGACAGGCACGGCGGUGAAUCCCCUGCUGCGCGCGGCGUACCUGGCCAGCAGUGGCGACCGCAAGGCCGACCAGCAGCGGGUGUUUCCAGCAGACGUUACCUUUGAGACGCCGGAGGAGCAGGAGGAGUUUGUGCGGCAGUGGGCUCGCAACCGGACGGGAUUGGAGUGCAACUUCAAGGUGGCGUUCUACCCUGGGCGCUACGCGGCGGAGAAAGGCAGCAUUCUCCCUGUGGGUGACAUCACGAUGGUCAUUCCUGACCACGAGGCGGAUGUGGCAGUAUUGGAGGAGCCGGAGCACCUGAACUGGUACCACCACGGGCGGCGCUGGACUGACAAGUUUGCCCACGUGGUCGGGGUGAUGCACACCAACUACCUGGACUACGCCCGGCGAGAGGAGGGCGGCCAGCUCAAGGAGGCUCUGCUCAAGCACAUCAACGCCUGGAUGUGCCGCAUCUACUGUCACAAAGUAAUCAAGCUCAGUGAUGCCGUACAGCCGUUGCCCCGCCAGGAGACCAUGUUCGUACAUGGCGUGUCACCGUCUUUCCUCAAGGUGGGGCAAAGCAAGGCGCAGUUGGCUGCGAGCGGCGAGCGGCCUUGGAGCAAGGACGUCUACUUCCUGGGCAAGGUGCUGUGGGCCAAGGGCUACACGGAGCUGUUGGACCGGCUGAAGGAGCACACGCAGCGCACGGGGGAGCGGGUACCAGUGGACGUGUACGGCAGCGGACCCGACCUCCAGGCACGUCUGGGACCACCACUGGCCUCUCUUGCGGUCGAGCACGAGGCGUCCCGUCGCAAUCUGGCCCUCAGGUUCCGGGGAGCUCGCGACCAUGCAGACGCCACCCUGCAGGACUACAAGGUGUUCAUCAACCCCUCGCUGUCGGACGUGGUGGCCACCACAACCGCCGAGGCGCUGGCCAUGGGCAAGUUCGUGGUGUGUGCCGAGCACCCCUCCAACAAGUUCUUCGAGCAGUUCCCCAACUGCCUCAUUUACCGGAGUCCUGAUGAGUUUUCUCAGCAGCUCCACCGCGCCCUCACCACCGAACCGCAGCCUCUGAGCCCGCAACAGCUUCACAGCCUGACCUGGGAGGCGGCCACGGAGCGCUUCCUGGACAUUGCCGAGCUGAGACCGGGAUCCAUAGGGCCCCUGGACGUGGCGCUGGACAACGUACUGGCGGCGGCACACAACCUGUUGACCGGCGUCGAGGGCCUGCGGGUGGCGGCUGGCGCGGGCGCCAAGACCCGGGACAUGCCCGCGCGCAUCACUGACUACCAGCCGUCAGACAACGACGUGGGCGGGCUGUUUGACGACAAGAACCGAGCCCGCCGGAUCUACAGUAAGGCGGACGCCAAGCAGCAGCAGCAGCAACAGUCGAAACCGGGGGUUUUGCAGCUGCGGCCGCUGGCGCCGGUGCAGCAGCUCGCGGAGGCAGCCGCCGCGGCGGCCGCGGCGGCGGUGCCGCCGGCCCUUCCGGCGGCGACGGGGUCACGGGACGCGGCAGUGAACAGUGGCGGCAGCUCGGCGGAAUGA
This is a messenger RNA of Volvox carteri f. nagariensis, 2304 nucleotides long. RefSeq lists its product as uncharacterized. The record is from RefSeq and is a predicted model, not a curated record. Gene Ontology annotation, biological process: galactolipid biosynthetic process. The transcript has 15 exons. Gene Ontology annotation, molecular function: digalactosyldiacylglycerol synthase activity. Gene Ontology annotation, cellular component: chloroplast outer membrane. NCBI's taxonomy places the organism in Eukaryota, Viridiplantae, Chlorophyta, Chlorophyceae, Chlamydomonadales, Volvocaceae. Bases 1 to 2304 code for a protein of 767 amino acids.